This is a messenger RNA of Dipodomys ordii (Ord's kangaroo rat), 2211 nucleotides long. It is a transcript of the gene Kctd5, whose product is annotated as potassium channel tetramerization domain containing 5. The coding region runs from base 1 to 720 and encodes 239 amino acids. NCBI's taxonomy places the organism in Eukaryota, Metazoa, Chordata, Mammalia, Rodentia, Heteromyidae. Gene Ontology annotation, molecular function: cullin family protein binding. Gene Ontology annotation, biological process: protein homooligomerization; proteasome-mediated ubiquitin-dependent protein catabolic process. The record is from RefSeq and is a predicted model, not a curated record. Gene Ontology annotation, cellular component: Cul3-RING ubiquitin ligase complex; cytoplasm. The transcript is spliced from 5 exons.
AUGGCGGAGAACCACUGCGAGCUGCUGUCGCCGGCCCCCGGCGGCCUCGGGGCGGGGCCGGGGGGCGGCCUGUGCCGCCGCUGCAGCGCGGGGCUCGGCGCCCUGGCGCAGCGCCCGGGCGGCGUGUCCAAGUGGGUCCGGCUGAACGUCGGCGGCACCUACUUCCUCACCACCCGGCAGACGCUGUGCCGGGACCCCAAGUCCUUCCUGUACCGCCUGUGCCAGGCCGACCCCGACCUGGACUCGGACAAGGAUGAGACCGGUGCCUAUCUCAUUGACAGAGACCCCACCUACUUCGGGCCUGUGCUGAACUACCUGAGGCACGGGAAGCUGGUUAUCAACAAGGACCUUGCAGAAGAAGGCAAGUGGUGGUUUUCUGCGCAGAAACUUGAUCAUGGGGGCAGUCCUGGUGUGCUAAACAGACUAGCCAGCACCUCCCUGAGGCUACGGGUCUCAGGGGAAGGGCUGAUGCCGGUGAAGCAUGUGUACCGCGUGCUGCAGUGCCAGGAAGAGGAGCUCACGCAGAUGGUCUCCACCAUGUCCGACGGCUGGAAGUUCGAGCAGCUGGUCAGCAUCGGCUCCUCCUACAACUAUGGAAACGAGGACCAGGCCGAGUUCCUCUGCGUGGUUUCUAAGGAGCUGCACAACAUCCCGUACGGCACCACCAGUGAGCCCAGUGAGAAGGCCAAGAUUUUGCAAGAACGGGGCUCCAGGAUGUGAGGCGGCGCUGACAGCCGAGGAGACCAUUUCCUUUUCCCACAGAGCGUGAGCCGCCACGUCGGGAGGCGUGGCUGUGAGGAGAAACCUGCUUUUGAUCAUUUCUCUCGAGAUCUGGGUGCGGAUCCUUUUUACCUCGCAGGUGGGUGGUGAGAGACAGCCCAGCUGUCGGAGCCCCGGCAUCCCCGCGGGGGGGAGGCCGGGGCCGGUGUGGGCCAUCUCUGGGGCUCACGCUGUUCUUUCUGAGUGCCAUGUGGGACUGAGGCGGGGAGCCCCGGCCCGCUGGUGCAGGCCUGAAACUGUUUGAAGGACAGGGUUCUUGGUGCUACAAACACAGCCUGGGCCUCGGCCGGGGAGGGGCGCCGCCGUGCCUGCUGUGGGCACACCGGCUCGGGGCUCACACCGAGCGCCCAGCCCUUGAUCUCGGGUCAGGGAGCUCCCCAGCCUCCAGGCGUGAUCACGACCCCCCUGGGGCCGGGCCUCUGCCUCUGGCCUCGGGGGCUGCGGUGUAUCAAGGCUUCUGAUGUGUAUUUUCCAGGCGAGAGAACUUUGCAUCCCCUUUUUUCCGGUGUGGACAGCCCACCCGCGUUUAUACUCUAGAAAGGCCUGAACGGUCUCUGUUAGCUCACUUCACAGAGGUGGCCGCGGCACCCUGUCUGUCCUGCCCGCGGGCUCGGAGGGGGGCUGGCGCCCACCAGUGCCUUCGUGGCGCCGGGGUGGACGCUGGGGCGGGAGGCCUGUCCACCGGCUCCGGGGCCUGCUCUCGGGGUCACGUCGAAACUUGAGGAUGUUUACAGUGCAUCGCGUCUCUUCCACCGGCCCUCACCUCCUCCUACAACUAUGCAGUUCUCUCUAUUUCUGGGCCUUGGGCACUCAGCGGUGACGCGGCGCCCAUCGGGGCUGCUCACCGACACGACGUGGAGCAGCUGGGCUCCACAGCCCACCCCGUGGGCUCCUCCCAGGCCCCGGGAGCUCUGCGCCUCGCCUCCGGUCCCGGGGAGGGGGCUGCCGGGACCCUGUCCGUUCCAAUGCCUCCAGAAGCUCCUCGCCGGGGGCCCUCUUCCUCUUCUCCUUUGCCAGUAACCUGAUUAACCGUGUUCUCCAGCACCUCGGGUGUACCCCUCCCCCCUCGUAAGGUCUCUUGUAUGUCGUUAAAUGUUUGGCUUAAACAGUUUAUGAAAACCUUGUACCGGGGUGGGGGGCGUCAGCCACCAGCAGGAGCUGGGGGCGCCCCAGGGCCCCUGCCGGCCGUGGGGGUGCCCUUUGGGGAGCUGCUGUGUGCUUAGCAUUGUUUGAUUUAUGACCUUGACAUCCUAGAUAGGCUUGUGGGAUUUUUUUUUAAUUUAAAGAUAUUAAGACUUAAUUCACUAAAAUUUGUUCAAAGGGGAUAUUUAUACUUUUAUACUUUUUUAGGUAUCCGUAUUUUAUCAGCUUACUGUUCAAUGCCUAAGUUUCCCCUGAAAAUAGCAAAUAAAAUUGUGUAUUUAUGAAUGA